Messenger RNA from Xenopus laevis (African clawed frog), 2454 nucleotides. Its product is annotated as receptor-interacting serine/threonine-protein kinase 2-like. The record is from RefSeq and is a predicted model, not a curated record. Lineage: Eukaryota; Metazoa; Chordata; Amphibia; Anura; Pipidae. The transcript is spliced from 12 exons. The coding region runs from base 225 to 1712 and encodes 495 amino acids.
CGUGAGGCUUCUGCUCUCAGCAGAGGGGAAUUUCAUGGAUGGGUGUGCCACAAACAUAGCUUUCACAAUCCCUGCCUUAUGCUGCCUUGCAGUACUAUAAGAAAGAAUUAAUUUCUCUUCUCAUUGCAGUGCCACUGGAUUGUUUGCAGUUUGCAGGUGCUGCAAUCAAUCAUUAUAAAAUUGUGCAUUUUAUUUCACCAAAGUGAGAGCAUUCUCAAGCAGGAAUGUCUGGCAGUGUACCUGUUGUCACAUGGAAAAAUUUGAAGACUGUCCAGAUGGUGCAGAUGGGCUCCAAACUUGUGUACAAAGCUGCUUAUGGCCCCACAGGCCACAUUGUCUUUUUGAAGCUUCUUCCCUAUACUGGCAUGAACGAAAGGGAAAUACAGGAGAUACUCAGCAAAAUGGAAUUUAUUGGGCAACUAAAAUCCGAACGGCUGGUGCAAAUAUUUGGGGUGUACAAAAGUCCAAAUACUUUUGGGAUCCUGACAGACUGGAUGGAGAAUGGAUCAUUACACUCAUUUAUUCACCAGCGGGAACUAUAUCCUGUGCUGCCAGUGUGUGUGUGUGUUCGGAUUCUUUCAGACAUUGCAGAGGGAUUGCAUUAUCUACACAAUCUGCCCUGUCCUGUCAUGCACAGGACACUGAAGCCAUCUAACAUCCACUUGGAUGCAAAGUAUCAUGCAAAGAUAUCAAAAUAUGGGCUAUUAAGGAUGCAAACAAGCUUCUUGCCUACUUCAGAAGGUGGUAAUAAAGAUGAUGAAGACAGUAUUGUGUACCUAUCACCUGAUAGGCUAAAGAGUGCUGUACCAACACUGGCAGAUGAUACUUACAGUUUUGGGAUAAUUGCCUGGGAAAUGUUCAGCAGGAAAGUUCCUUUUCAAGAUAUUUCCAAUUCUUUGAAGCUGGCAACUUGUAUCAGUAGAGGCCUUAGACCACAACCCAACUUGGAAUUACUUUUAAAUGCAGAAAAUAUCCAGUCUGCUCGACUUGAGGACCUCACUCAGUUUGUUAACUUCUGCUGGCACCAAGACCCUCACAUGAGACCCUCAAUGACUGUGUGCUUUAACCACUUCCAACGGGUCUUACAAAACUUUAGUAGUGAUAUGAUACAGAAAUCGGUUGAUUGCCUCAUCAGAAAUAAGGAGAGGGCAGAACAGACUUUACCAACUUCUGCACAAGAGUUUGAUAUUCGGUUCUUGGAUAUUUCCUGCUCGGUGAGCAACAGUAAAUCUGUUCAGAGAAGUCGAGCACAGAGUGUUCCCGAUGAGAGUCAGGCAUUAUUAUUUAAAGGCCUAGAACAUCCCCGGGAGCAAAGGAGCGCUAGUCUGCCUGCAACCGGAAAGUACUCUCCAAUUACCCAUUUCUUGCCAACCAUUGAGUGUCAAAAUCCUGACAGAUCUCAUUGCUACAGGUGGUCCCAAAGGAUAAAUAUUCACUCAGCAUCCAAAGGUUUCUACAAGAGUGAAAGCUGUGCAGAGAUAUUGAUCAAAAAUCGAGAAAGCAUUUUAAAUGGUGUAACAGAAGGACAACUCAACAAGAUUCUAGACAUCAUGAGAUCAUCUAAGGUCCUCUCUAGAGGUGACUAUGAGAAUAUCAAUUCAAAAAUGACUCUUACAGAGAGAGCUAGAGAGUGCCUGGACAUGUGCUGUGGAAAAGGAGAAGAGGCUUCACGGGCUAUUCUAGAAACACUCGGGUGCUACAGAUUUAGUUAAAGAUAUGGUCAAAAAGCAAGAAGAGGGUGAACAGUAUUAUUCUGUAAUCUGGAUGCGCUUCUGGAAUUUAUAGGUACAGGUGGUUAUUUGGAAUGGCUCACUUGUGCUAGAAAGCUACCAGAUUAAAGAUAGAAGGCAGAACCUUCAAAUAUCUAAUGCUCUGCAAUGUACUAUGGAAUGGUUCACAUGCUAAGCAUGUUUUUUUAAAGGUUAUUAUUUUUGUCAUUUACAGCAAAAAGCAGCAAAGAUAUUAUAAUAGUAGGAAGUGGGAUGCUGCUAAACAUAUUUCAAUGUAAACUGCAUAUUAAUUGCCCAGCCUAUGUGAAAGUAAAGGGCACAUAGGUCAAUUUUGUAGCUUGAAGUCUCAGUGAACUUGGAAAAAAGCUAAAUUAUUUAUUUUAGAGCUGAUCCUUUGUUCUGUACUUUAGUUAAUACAGAAAUGCAAAUGCUUUAAUAUUUUGCAUGUUGCUCCCCAAAAAGUGUCUAAAUGUAACUAAUUCUUUUAUACUGCUGACAGUGGACCCCACAACCAGAGCUCCUGGAUGUGGGACUGUGUAGUAACCUUUUACCCUGCAGUUUUUUAUUUUGUGGUGAAAAAUCAAUAUCUAGGUUCUGAUGUCACAAUAGUGCUAUAUUCUACCUGUAUAACCAUUGUGCUUAUGGCAUAUGGUAAGAUAUGUCUCAUAAAAUAUGAAAGUUAUGAUUAGUAUAUUCUGUGAAUAAAAUAUGUAUUUAUAUAGUA